AUGGCUGAAGAAUCCGUCCCUUUAACUAUUAGCCAAGGCCAGAAGAAUUAUAAAACAAGUUUAAAUAAUGAAAGAGAAUCUUCUUAAUUUUUCUGCAAUAAGUGUUCAAAAGUUUAGGAAUCAAUGAUUGAUCAUAAAGUUGGAACUUGGACAUUAAUUUGUUGUGGUAUCUGGUGCAUCUUGACAUUCAUCGGAGGAUUGAUACCCUUUUGUUGUAAACCCUGCAAAGAUGUCGUUCAAUAUUGUCCAGAGUGCAAUCAAAAAGUAGGAGAGGCUCCAUUUACUCCUUGUUGA
Molecule: messenger RNA, 294 nt
Organism: Paramecium tetraurelia
Lineage: Eukaryota; Ciliophora; Oligohymenophorea; Peniculida; Parameciidae
Exons: 1
Molecular function (GO): zinc ion binding
Source: RefSeq, a predicted model, not a curated record